AGAUAAGAGUGAGUAUUGUGAAUAUCAUUUACAUUUGUCAGUAAAAAUGUACAUGGUAUAAUUUAGUUUAUUUAAAUCUUAUGGUUAUGCAUGAGAAUCCAAAAUAUGGGAAAUUUAGAUAUCAAGGAUUGGAAUUCCAUGAUGAAUUGGAUUUCAUUUUUGGAGAGGCAGUGGCAACAAGUCAAGAUGCAUGGACACCAGCUAUGAGUGUACCAAUUGAAACAUGUCCCGAAAAUGCUACUCCAAAUAUGCCACAUGAAGUUAUUGAAUCUGAUAAUGAUGAUUUUAAUCUUGAAGGUGAUUAUAGUCCAGUGGAAAACACUCAACCCAAAAAGAAAAGAAAGGUAUCACAAGAUAACAAGAACAAAGUGACAAUGAGCAAGGGUAAAGCUGGGACUGCAACAGCUAUGAGAAAAAGUUUAGAGCGCUUAGUUGAAGCAGCAGAGAAUCACAAUGAAGCUGAAAAAGAAGAAAUUCCUGCCACAUCUCAUGUCCGUGGCCAAUACUCCAUCCCGGAAUGCAUUCAAGUCUUGAAAAGUCUAAAGGAGGAAAGACGUUUGGAUAGACGACAAUAUAGCUAUGCAUUAGAAUUACUUAGAGAUUAUCAAAAUAGAGUCAUUCUUAUGUCCUUAACAGAUUCAACGGCUGAUUUGGUAGAUUGAAUUUUGCUUAAGUAUGAGUCAUAUGAACAUCUCUAGUCACUUGGUUGUGAUUCAAUGGAUGAUUUGGUAGAUUGGAUUUUAUUUAAGUACGAGUCAUAGGAACAUCUCUAGUCACUUGGUUGAGAUUUUGCUUUAUAUUUUUGUGAGC
Messenger RNA from Lotus japonicus, 810 nucleotides. RefSeq lists its product as uncharacterized. The record is from RefSeq and is a predicted model, not a curated record. Bases 81 to 662 code for a protein of 193 amino acids. NCBI's taxonomy places the organism in Eukaryota, Viridiplantae, Streptophyta, Magnoliopsida, Fabales, Fabaceae. The transcript has a single exon.